This is a messenger RNA of Gasterosteus aculeatus aculeatus (three-spined stickleback), 3758 nucleotides long. The record is from RefSeq and is a predicted model, not a curated record. Lineage: Eukaryota; Metazoa; Chordata; Actinopteri; Perciformes; Gasterosteidae.
UAUACUCUUGUUUAAUGUAUUCUUAUUCUUUAUUGUAUAAGAUAUUUAUCUCUCAGGAUCACUGAAUAGUAAUUUAUUAUAGUAAAAUUGUCACAAAAGCCAUUUUUUACAGACGGAUACUUUGUCUGACGUUUCCUUUUUCAAAUGAUCCAAAAACUUUCUCCACCACAUCUGGAGAAUAAAAUAUUUAUUCAUUUUAAACUUUUGAGACUCUUUGGAAAUACCAGCACAUUUAAGUCUGAACAUCCAUUGACCCUAACCUAACUUGAUUAAGCCCUAAUACCUUAAUUGAUGUUAAAGAUAGAGAUAGAGAUGUUGUUAAAAAAAGAUAACAUGAGAUUACUAUGGCCCAGAAAGCAUGAAUGCAAACAAAUACUCUCUUUUUUUUCUUAGUGAGGACAUUAAAAGGGUAAUUGCUGUAGAUGUCUGGCUGAUUGGAUGCUGUUUGCAGGCGUAUUGCGGCGUGACAGUGUAACUCCAACUGUGACCCGCCGCGUCAGAGGGCCCAGGUGGCUGUUAAUCACCUCUCGCUGUGUCACCUUAUCCCGGUCCAGUCCUCGUCUCGAGGUCUCGAGGUGGGGCUCCCAAUCACGACUCCAGUCUCCCACCGACGCGCACGAUUUCAGCCAGCUCCACUUUUCCAGAUGUGUGUGUGUGUGUUGGGGGGGGGUCGUGCUGUUUGUUUAUACAAGGUCCUGGGCUCGGCCUUAUCUGCUGCAACCACUCACGCAGUGAUUUCGGACUUUCUUCUGCCAGUACUUUUUGCGUGUGUGUGUGUGCGUGUCUGUCUGUGUGGGUUUUACGGGCCAUUGUUUUGUUGAAUGGCUUCUAAAGAUACAGAGUUGUUUUUUGUUUUUUUUCUUCCUCCCUCCUCAUUAGAAACCGACUGCUGUGAUUUCAAAAGACUGCACUUCAUCCCCACCCAAGGCCCGGCUCAGUUAUUUAGUCCUCACGUUAUCAGAGGAUAAAAAUAACACAUGGGUGUUCUAACUGGAUAUUAUUCAGCCUGUAAUCGUUUCGUUAUGGGGUUCCUCUUGUAUCGAAUCCUCGUGAGGCUUAAAGUUGUAGAAAUAUGCCUUGAUAUCCAUUUAUGACGAAUAUCAAUAACUACCUGAACGGACCGCGCUGACCGUGAACUGACUGAUAUUGUUUUAGGGCUGUUUGUCGUUUAGUCUCUGCACCAUCGGUACUGGUUAUUUUCUCGAUCAAUCAGCAGGUUUUUUCUGCCUGUCGGUCAGCUUUGUCCCUGACAUAAAAACUGAAAAACACCCAUAAUUAUUAAAUUAAAUUAAAUGUAUUAUUAAGUGUUUUUUUUACACCGUAUGCAGUUGGACGUGCUGUUUCCGAUCUAAUUGUUUCUGUCUCCUUUAAAUAUCAAUAAAUAUACAUGAGAUAUCAUGCGAGUGUAACAAAAAAUACCACAUGCACGCAAAUACUUCACCUGGCUAUUUUAAUACAUUUUCGAGUAUUUAAAAAAAAUAAUAUUACUAUUACAAUCGUGUUCUUUUUGCUCCACUGGCAGCGCGAGGCCUAGUUGUUUUAUCUCAAACGAAACAUGUAGAUAUACUUACUGAACAAAAUGUUAAUUUUCUAACCGGUAAUGUAACUUUAUAUAGUGUGUAGCUGGAUGGCCUGACAUUCAUUUGAAUGUUUAUAAUAAUCGGAAAUAGAAGCAUUUAAUGACCGGGGUCAUUCCGCUCUAUUUUAUUUUGGAUAGUUACUUUAUGUCAUUUCUGUUGCUAAUUACUUUAACUUACAUCGCAGUCUGAUAUUGUAUUUCUUCCACCACCCGUCGCUCCAAACUCGUCGUGAUGUAUUCCGCGGGAAGAUUACGGUGUCAGUGUUUUAUGAAUGAUCGUUUGGUUCAGUUUGUUGUUGUCGCUGGGAGGGGGCGCGUGUGACGUCACGGUGUCUCUCUCUCUCUCUCUCUCCGGUCACGACGCAGAGCGGCCUCACGCGCCCCUCCCACCGGGCGCCGCGGUUAUAACGGGAGCGCGCCGGCCGGAGGGCGACCACUCGUGUAGCCGGUGAAAAAAGCGUGUGAGAGAAAGAGAGAUGUACUGGGACACCGUCAUCAAACCUGGAGACAGAAGCACAGACGGCAGGGACUCGAAAAUGAAGAUGGAGAUUUGCCAGACUGGAUAUUACACAGAAGACUUCAGGACGCAGGAAGUGCCGGCCGGCUUUGACUUUGCAUCUUAUGACUACCCUGGUGAAGACCUGUCUUUUCUGUUAGACAGUAAAGCGCCCGCGCAGCAGCAGCAAUAUGUGGCAGAGAGCAGCUACCCGGAGCCACCCAAAGCUUCUCACCCGUACGACAUUAAAGCGAGCAGCGACGACACCUGCCUCUUCAACCUGGACUCCUACCAGGAGUUCAACUGGUGGGCCUCCUGCUCGCACGAGGGGCUGACGGUGGACCAGUCACAAACUGGGUACCAGGAGUCCCCGCAGACGUACCAGAGCCUGGUGCCCCUCAACGGGCAGUUCAGCCCGGCGGUGGAGGGCAGCCACAGCCCCUUCGUGAGCGCAGAAGGCCCCAGUACGUUACACAGUGAGACGGAGCCGAGCUACUCGCGUCACUCGGCCGAGCCGUACGACUCCGACGGGCAGAGGCCGCCCUCGUCCCUCUGGCCCGAGUACUCCUGUCCCGGCUUCACCGCCCCUACUGCCCACCCGCCUGCGGCCCCCGGCCCUCAGGCCUCGGAGCAGUACUGCCCCCGUGUGGUCAAACGCAAGAGCGCACACCCCCAGAGGCCGGACAGGGAGGGCCACAUGCCGGGAAUGUCCACUUAUCCAGGUUCCGGUCCAAUCCAGCUGUGGCAGUUUUUACUGGAGCUUCUUCUGGACUCAGCCUGUCGCACCUUCAUCUCCUGGACCGGAGACGGGUGGGAGUUUAAGAUGUCCGACCCCUCGGAGGUGGCGAAGCGCUGGGGCCAGUGCAAGAACAAACCCAAGAUGAACUACGAGAAGCUGAGCCGCGGCCUACGCUACUACUACCACAAGAACAUCAUCCACAAGACGGCGGGAAAACGCUACGUCUACCGCUUCGUCUGCGACAUACAGGGCAUGCUGGGAAAGACGGCGCAGGAGGUGUUGACCAGCCUGAACGUUCUGCCCACUAACACGGAGGCGUGGCAGCCGUGCACCGGGGGGGCGGCGGUAUCGGAGCACAGCAGCGAAACAUGGCCGUCUCUGUAGGAAAAAGGGUUAGCAGGACUUAUAGGGAUACCCUGAGUACCAGAGCUACCAGGAGUCCAAGGCACACCAGGAGCACCAGGCCCACCGGCCUGCAAAGGGAACGCUGCCUCCGAGCUGCAGUGUCGGCACGGGUGAUGAUGUCACAGACAGCCACUUUAUACAUGCUGCAUUUCAGGGAAUCAAAUAAAAAAACAUAUUCAGUCGUUUUUUAAAUAAUGGAUAAAUAUAAAGGAAGUUCUCCCAAUACCUGACACAGAAACACAUGGCACCUCAGGGCUACGUAACUGCGGCACAGCGGCAUUUAAAGCAUGAUACAGAGAUUCUUCUUUUGCAACGUCGGAGGCCCUAUUUUGUGUCUAAGAAGGAACCGUUUUGUAGAUAGUGUUUAUAUGAACGUCUUGUAGAGUUUUGUGCAUUUAUAUUAAUAAUUUUGUGAUACAAAACUCAUGUCUACCUCUGUUGCCAGUCAGAAUAACGAAAACCUGAGCUUAUUUCCAGGCACGCACUGUGAACGUUUAAGCCUGUGUGAUGAUUUGUAAAUAAACUGUAUAUAAACAUAG